Theobroma umbraticum is the source of this 994-nucleotide messenger RNA. RefSeq lists its product as uncharacterized. The record is from RefSeq and is a predicted model, not a curated record. NCBI's taxonomy places the organism in Eukaryota, Viridiplantae, Streptophyta, Magnoliopsida, Malvales, Malvaceae.
GAGCAAACAAGCUUCCUCUCUCUCUCCUUCUCCCCGCUCUCUCUCUUCCAAAUUUCUGAGUUUAAUUCUGAUUUUUAUUUUCUGAGAAAAAAAGACGAGAGAAAUUUUCUGUCGAGUUUUCUAAAGAUGAAGUUGAUGGAGGAAGAGAGGGAACAUGACGAGGAAAAGGAAAUUAAGGUUACGAAGGAGGAAGAGGCGGACGGUGAGGACGAAAGUGAGGUAGACGGCGGCGAAGAGGAAGAAGAAGACGACGACGACGACGAAGAUGAUGAUGACGACGGGGAAGACGAUGACGACGAUGACGACGACGGAGGAGAAGAGGAUGAUGAUGAGGAAGUGCAGGUUAUUCACUCUUCCGGUGGUCCUCCGGUGCAGUCAGUGGAUGACGAUGAGGAUGAUGACGAGGAAGAGGAUGAUGAAGACGACGACGACGACGGUGAAGGCGACGGCGACGACGACGGCGACGACAGUGAUGACGAUGAGGAAGGUGAAGGGGAGGAGGAUAUGGGGACGGAAUACCUUGUCCGGCCCGUAGGUCGUGCUGAAGAUGAGGAAGAUGCUAGCGAUUUUGAACCAGAAGAGAAUGGUGAGGAGGACGCUGAGGAAGAGGAUGAAGAUGAAGAUGAUGAAGAUGAGGCUGGUGGAAAGAUUGAAGCUCCACCCAAGAGGAAGAGGUCGGACAGAGAUGAUUCUGACGACGAUGAUGGUGGAGAGGAUGAUGAGAGACCCUCCAAGCGAUAGGGCUGGCCCCUUCUUGGUUUGAGGACUGACCAUGCCCAUAUAGGUCACUGCCAACUGCAAACCCACUCCCAAUCCCUGUUGGUCGGAUCAGACUAGAAUAUGGUAAAAACCUGGAACCAGCCAGAACCAGGGAACUUGUCAAAACUUAAUUUGGCAAACAAAUGAAUAAAAGAAAUUAUGCAGGGGGACAUCGUGGGCCAUGGCUGCACAAUGCUAUUCUGGCAAUAAUUUUCAGUACGUGUUGAUUUUUAAA